AUCUAUUACCCCUACCCCGAGUAAGAAAUCGUAAGAAAUCCUUGACCCCCACCCACCCCAAAAUACCUUACGUAAUUUAUGGACGGCCCCUAAUAGGAAUGGGGAGGAGGGCGGGUUGUAAAAACUGAACAUAUUCAUUAGAGAGGUUGCGGACAAAGUUCAAACGUUAAACAUGUACGGCAAGCAGAAGUACACGUUUGACGUUUGAACUCCAAGUAAAACACGUUGCGCCACACGUUCACGUCGCGCACUGAUUCGUGGGAUAUUGUUGAAAAAUGGCGGAAACGUUUAACAACGAUGAAUGUUACCAGAGAAGAUUAAUACUCAAACCGCACCGACCUAUAUAACUAACGUGGAAGUAAACUCGCAAAGGCCGAAUUUAGAUACAUAUCGGAAAAUAUUCGGAUGUUCUGUUUGUUUAAUCAUUUUUGGAUUUUUUUUCUUAAUCUCGGGAUCAAUUGUGACAGGAUCUUCUUACGAUUCUCGAUUUAGCGAUCCUUUCUUUACAAGAAAUAAUCCGUUGCGGCAAGUGGGACCAACUUUGUUGGCUUUUGGAGUACUUUUCAUCGUAACAUCAAUAAUUAUUUGCUGUAUAGCAAAAAUUAGUAUGAAGAGGGUUUUAAAUCGACAAAAUGCUGCUCCUUCUGCUCCUCCUCUUCCAUAUCCUCCAGUCGAUUUCAGAUCUCAGAUGUUGGAGAACGAUACUUCUCGUAAUCCACCUUACGUGCUUCCAAUCGAACGUCGUGGAACCAUCGAUGAUCAGCCACCGUGUUAUCGUUGUGUGAUGCAAAAUAUUAAACCUUCGGAUUGCAGACAUUACAACUAUGGUGCAUGUUGAAUUGUGUGUCCAACAUUAGAUCUUGAUUUGACGGCGUGACAAUGACCAGAUGUGUGGUCAUUACACGGGCACGUUUCGUAAGGAACCGGCCGAAUUUGCAAUGAUUCAAAAAUUAAUAAACGAUAAAAUUUUCAAAACGGGUAUUCGGCAUCGGUCACAAUCAAGUAAUUUUCGCUUUCCCGAUACAUUAAAUGACUUUAAGUGCUACGAAAAUUUCGGAGAAGAUGUGAAGAGAAAAAACAUCUGAUUUAUGUUUACGUAGAUUUUGUGCACGUUAACACUGAUUUCAAUUAAAUUUUCUGUUUUUAUAUAAAAAUCUAUUUAAGGCUGAUUGUAACCUUUUGAGUUACGCACGCGAUUUACAUUUUAAUACGCCAAUAAAUUAUUAUGUUCGUGAAAUUAUGAAGUGUUGUAACUUAAUCAUGUCUUUAAAUUAAUUAUGAGAAACUUCAACUCUAACGGUACAUGACUCACAUUUAUUUCCGUUUUAGUUGUUGUCUAACGAAUAUGCAGAAUGGCGCAAAAGUUAGUUAACUGGGAGAGUAAUUAUUUCGCGAUAUUUUCACUAGCAAGUAAAAUAUUAUCGCAAUUAAUCCAUUCCCAAUUCUGGGAUCGUGUUAAUAAGUUAAGUUAACAGAUCUUGACUUUGAAUUAAUUCUUGUUCUUUUAUAUGUACUAAUAAUAGUCUAAUCAGCGACCACUGGUUGAGUUUUUCAC
Centruroides sculpturatus (bark scorpion) is the source of this 1555-nucleotide messenger RNA. RefSeq lists its product as uncharacterized. The transcript is spliced from 2 exons. The record is from RefSeq and is a predicted model, not a curated record. The coding region runs from base 302 to 838 and encodes 178 amino acids. Lineage: Eukaryota; Metazoa; Arthropoda; Arachnida; Scorpiones; Buthidae.